AUGAAGGUGAUGAUUGAUACAGGUGCAAAUCGAUCUUUUAUUUCAAUUAAAGCAUUAGAUCCAUCUUAUGGUAAGCACCUUGUUAAUAAAUCACAUAGUCGUAUACUUUUAGCUGAUGGUCAUACAUCUCUUUCUGUUUUUGGUACAAUGACUUUAUCUAUUACAAUGGGUGAUAUGUUAACUUCUAUUAAAGCAUUUGUUGUUAAAGAAUUAUGUGCUGAUUGUAUUUUAGGCAUGGAUUUCAUUAAUAAAUAUAAAUUAAUUAUUAAUACAGAAGAACAAAUAGUUUCAAUUAGUGAUGAUUAUAAACGAACAACAUUGAAAUUUGCUAUGAAUAAAAAAGAUAUAAGAUAUCCUGCACGUUUAAUUAAUAAUGUUCGGGUUCCGCCAAAGCAAACAGUAACCGUUCCUGUAUCGGUAGAAUUAUCAUCAGCUCAAGUAUUAUUUCGUCCAUCUUUUAAAUUACAACAACGAUCACCUGUCGUUAUGUUAAAUUCUGCAUUAACUAUUCAUCAUCAUACAUCAUUUAUUUCACUUCAUAAUCCAACAACUUACUCAUAUUCCUUACCAAGAGGAAUUAUUUUGGGAACAACAACUAUUCCCACAUUGUCUUUUAAAAGGAAUUCAACUACUGAUCAUCAAAUCAUACAUAAGAACAUUAAUAAUUUAAUUCGACAUAUUGAUAAUCCUGAACAACAAGAUAGAGUAAAAACUCUUCUUAAUCAAUAUGCAAAAUUAUUUGACACAAGUAAAUUAACAGUUGCUAGUAAUGUAACACCUCAUGCUAUUAAAACGCUUGACCAUCCUCCACCAGUAUCCAAACCAUAUUAUUCUACUCCAAGUAAACAAGAAGAAAUGUAUAAAAUAGUACAAGAAUUAUUGCAUUUCGGAUUAAUUCGUCCAUCUGAUUCUCCAUAUGCAGCACCAGCAUUACUGGUAGCUAAGCAAGAUGGUACAUGGAGAAUGGUAGUUGAUUAUAAGAAAUUAAAUAAUAUUACUAUUAAAGAUAAUCAUCCAUUACCUAAUAUGGAACAAGCAAUACAAUUAUUAGGUGGUGGCUAUAAUUUUUUUUCUAAACUUGAUAUGAAGAGUGGAUUUUGGCAACUUCCAAUUAAAGAAGAAGACAAAUUUAAAACUGCAUUUAUUACUCCAGACGGUCUCUUCGAAUGGAAUGUGCUGGCUCAAGGUCUUAAGAAUAGUCCACCAUCUUUUCAACGAGUAAUGACUGAUAUAUUAUCAUCAUGUCGACAAUUUUCAUUGGUUUAUAUUGAUGAUAUCGUGGUGUAUUCUCGUUCAUUUGAAGAACAUCUCAAUCAUCUUGCACAAGUAUUAGCUGCUUUAUCAAAACAUAAUUUUCAACUUAAUCCGGUCAAAUGUAAUAUUUUUCAUCAACAUAUUGAUUAUCUAUCUCAUACGAUAUCUGAAUUUGGUGUUAAACCUAAUAAUGAAAAAAUUCAAGCAAUUAUUAAAUUGAGGGAACCUUCUAAAUUAGCAGAAGCAAAUAAGUUCCUGGGUUCUAUUUCAUGGUACCGAAAAUUUAUUCCUCAAUUCGCUACAGUUGCAGCACCCAUCCAUCGAGUAACAAAUUUGACCAAACCAAAUCGAAGACAAUUUGUUUGGGGUGAUGCACAACAACAAGCAUUUUUACAAUUAAAAGAAUUAUUAAUUAAAUCCCCAUUAUUUCUUAAUUUUCCAAAUGAUAAUUAUCCACUUAUAUUGACAACCGAUGCAUCGAAAGUGGGUAUAGGUGGUACAUUACAACAAAAUAUUGAUGGUGAAAUUAAAAAUUUAUAUUAUCAUUCUCAAGUUACAUCUCCUACUCAACGACGAUAUGAUCCUAUUGAAUUAGAAGCAUUAGCUAUAUGGUUAUGUUUUCAACGAAUGCGAUCUUAUUUACUUGGAAGAUCUAUUAUAAUUUAUACUGAUCAUUGUCCCUUAUGCAAAAUGAUGAAUUCAUCGGUAAAAAAUCGACGAGUAGAUCGAAUUUCUAUUUUAUUGCAAGAAUAUAAUAUUGAAAAAAUUAUUCAUAUUAAAGGUCAACAUAAUUGUUUAGCUGAUUAUUUAUCUCGUCAUCCAAUACAAAAUGAUGAAGAAAUAUUUGAUGAAGAUUAUGGCAUAAAUAUGUUAUUUCAUGGGGAACCACCAGAAAUGGUGCAUGUUCCUGGAAACAAUUUUCAAAUUGUUGGUGCUGUUGUUACACGUUCCAAGAUGAAACAAAUAG
Molecule: messenger RNA, 2221 nt
Organism: Rotaria sp. Silwood1
Lineage: Eukaryota; Metazoa; Rotifera; Eurotatoria; Philodinida; Philodinidae
Source: the annotation of a GenBank genome assembly